AUGGAAGAGUUCCUCGCUGCCGCCAAGGGCGGAGUGACAUCGAUAUCUGGAGAUCAGUGGGUAGCCAUCCUGCGACGCUUCUCAACCGCUCACGAAGCGACCUGGGCGGUGAGUCCUGUCUGUGGGCUCGACAACAAGCGGAUUCUUGUGCGAGUGGUGGUGGAGCUUCUCCACCAUACCGUUGGGUUGAAUGGGAGACACAGGAGCCGGACUCUUGGUCCGGGAGUGGAGGCUGAGGCACUGUUGGCGGCUCGGAUACUGCUGAGAGAGAGGGAGGGAGCUGAGAGGCUCAUGGACCAGGAGGCUCUGGAGACUUACACCAAGGCUGCACAGGAGGAUGGCGACGCGGCAUGUGGGUUCCGCGUGAGCUUAAUGGCCCUGAAGUGCCUGAACAAUGCCGUGUGGGACCAGCCGAAGGGGCAGAUCUCCUUCGUGCAGCUGGGGGGACUGGACAUGCUGGUCGGUCUGCUGCAGGCCUCUCGACCAGCGUCCGUGCUGUACUUCGCGUGCCGCAUCUUCAACGUCGUCGGUUCCUCCAACCCCACCGCCUUCAACGAGCUCAAGAAGAAGCAAGACUUGCUGCUGCUGCUGCUCUCGGUCCUAGCUGGCUGCGUUCGGUGCACGCAUCCGCCAUUUCCGGGAGGCGAGGACCGUGUCAAGCUCAUGGUGCAAGCGCUGCAGGGCCUCUUUCUUCUGGGCGUCCGAUUCACACAAGAGGAGAAGAAAAAAGCUUUGGAAGGGGACACCAUGAAGCGGCUCGGGUACGUGUUGGUGGACAUCUUGCAUUUGGACCACGCAGAGAUCGACGUCUUCAUGGCCAAGCUGCAAGUGCUGAACUUGCUGCUAGACAUGCCUGGUGGCUUUGCGGAGGUGCUGCUUGAGCACGGCUGUCUCCCUCGAGUUGUUCAGCUCGUGGAGCUACAGCUUGUGCGACAAGAGUUCCAGGAUGGCGGUGUCGACGCAGCCGCUGAGCUAACCCCUGGGCUGCUGGUGUUGAAUAAGAUGGUGCUGGCAUCGGAGGAGUCCAAGAUGGCCGUGAAGAGAGCGAUAUUUCCCCCCGAGGCUGAUGAGGUGUGGAAGCAGAGGCUGGAGCGAGAGAAGAGAGAGCUCGCAUCUCUAACAGGCGAUAACUACAAGAGAGCCGAAAAAAUCAGCAAGGACAAGAGGGUUCACCCCGUGGACGCGCCGAAGGGGACGCUUAGAGCCAGGUUCCUGAAGCAGAUGACGGCAACAGAGUCCUCCUCGAAAACGGCAGUGUCCGAUCUGCUGUUCAAUCUCUGCGUAGACGAAGAAGAGUUCACCACAAGGUGCGGCUUUGGGAACGCCGUCAACACCCUUAGGCUCCGAGGGAUGAUCUCGGUGCCUGGCAUAGGAUGAGUUGAUGCCAAGGGACUUUCAAAACGUCUGUUGGAUUGCAGAGGACGUGUUGUAGCGAGAAGUCACGGGCGUCUCUUGCCGCAUUUGCAAGCAGCGUGACCAUGCA
Molecule: messenger RNA, 1483 nt
Organism: Ectocarpus siliculosus
Lineage: Eukaryota; Phaeophyceae; Ectocarpales; Ectocarpaceae
Source: the annotation of a GenBank genome assembly